AUGAGAAAUCACACAAUGGUGACUGAAUUCAUCCUGCUGGGAAUCCCUGAGACAGAGGGCCUAGAGACGGUGCUUUUUCUCCUGUUUUUAUCAUUAUAUUUAUGUACUCUCUUGGGAAAUGUGCUCAUCCUUACAGCUAUCAUCUCGUCCUCUCGGCUUCACACUCCCAUGUAUUUUUUCUUGGGAAAUCUCUCCAUGUUUGACUUGGGUUUCUCUUCAACAACUGCUCCCAAGAUGCUGUUAUACCUUUCAGGGCAGAGUCAAGGUAUCUCUUUACAGGGCUGUGUGUCCCAGCUCUUCUUCUACCAUUUCCUGGGCUGUACUGAGGGUUUUCUGUACACAGUCAUGGCUUAUGACCGCUUUGUUGCCAUAUGCUACCCUUUGAGAUACAUGGUCAUAAUGAACCACAAGUUCUGCUUCAUCUUGGCCACAGGGACCUGGAUAGGUGGAUGUGUCCAUGCCAUUACCCUAACCUCCCUCACCUUCCAAUUGUCCUACUGUGGCUCUAAUGAGGUGGGCUAUUACUUCUGUGACAUACCUGCAAUCUUACCUCUAGCCUGUGGUGAUACAUCUCUAGCUCAGAGGAGGGCAUUCGUGGACAUCCUGGUCUUUGUCAACAUUGGAGUUCAGGCCUCAGGCUACUUUCUCCUGAUAGUGCUGUCCUCCGUGUCCAUUGUCUGUUCCAUCCUGAAGACCCACACCUCAGAGGGACACAAAGCCUUUCAGACCCAUGCCUCCCAUUGCAUUGAAGUCCUUUGUUUCUUUGGCCAUGGUAUUUUCAUUAACUUGAGGCCAGGCUCCAAAGAUGCAGUGGAUGGAGUUGUGGCAGUUUUCUCUACUGUGCUGACACCCCUUAUAAACUCUGUGGUAUACACCCUGAGGAACAAGGAAGUGAAGAAAGCUCUGCUCAAGCUGAAAAGUGAGUCAGUGUUCACUCAGAGUAAAUAA
Equus caballus (horse) is the source of this 948-nucleotide messenger RNA. It is a transcript of the gene OR10D4, whose product is annotated as olfactory receptor family 10 subfamily D member 4. NCBI's taxonomy places the organism in Eukaryota, Metazoa, Chordata, Mammalia, Perissodactyla, Equidae. The record is from RefSeq and is a predicted model, not a curated record. Gene Ontology annotation, molecular function: olfactory receptor activity; G protein-coupled receptor activity. Gene Ontology annotation, biological process: G protein-coupled receptor signaling pathway. Gene Ontology annotation, cellular component: membrane.